UACAGGUAUCGAUCAGGAUAACAAUGACGUGUCCACGUGCAAAUGGAGUCGGGACGGAAUAUUUUUUCCUAAAAAUUAUGUUCCGCUUCGCUGUUCUAGGUUUCUCUUGUCGGGGAUCGUUGUUGUCCAGCCAUGGACGUUGAAGAUCCCUCUUCUCAACUGGCGGAGCCUCUCGCAGCAACUGGCAACUCCACCGCUGUAGAUGGAAAUGUUGAUCUAAUGAAUAGCGAUAAGGCGGAGUCCAUCUGUCACCGUGAGGGCUGUGAAGCCCUGGCGAGGGCGAUUUCAUCAACGCUGGGCGCCUUGAUAAGCGAGUUCGAUUCCACAGCUGGUGGCGCCUCCCGUAGCCAGGACGACUUGUAUUCGACGAUCGAUCGAUUGACUGGAGAGCUAGACAAAUUGCUGGAAGAUGCACCAUCUUCGUUCAUAUUGCAAAAUGCAGCGAAGAUUACAUCUGUUCGUAGGAGAGUUUCUGCUCUAAAUUUGGUGUUGAAAUCAAUACAGAGGCGUCUGGAUAACAUUGAUCGAAUGUUAUUUACUAAUUUGCCUGAAGGUGCAGGUAUGAAUUUUAAGAGAGAAAGGAGCAAAAAUGGCUCAAUUGAAGCAAAAAACAAAAAAAAAGGUAACCUGGUGCCUAGGCGUCAGGGAGACUCAAUGGCUGGCGUCUAUGCGCCAGAAACAAUUUUGCCAACGUUCAAUGAAUUUGGAUGAAUUUUAAAAAGGUGCCUUAAGUGACCCUUGGUUAUUUUCAAAGCUCUAUAUAUAAAAGACAUUUCUACACGUCCAGGGGGGAGAAGAAGAGAAAAACUUUGUUUUUUUAGUAGUUUAGGCCACUAUAGGGGUGGGCGGCCACUAUAGUGGGAGUUUGGUGAUUGUAGAGUCUUAUGUGUGCCUUGUGGAGUCAAGUUUUAUCAGAAAACUUCAGAGGGUUGUUUG
Phalaenopsis equestris is the source of this 936-nucleotide messenger RNA. RefSeq lists its product as uncharacterized. Gene Ontology annotation, cellular component: synaptic vesicle; BORC complex; BLOC-1 complex. Gene Ontology annotation, molecular function: SNARE binding. Lineage: Eukaryota; Viridiplantae; Streptophyta; Magnoliopsida; Asparagales; Orchidaceae. The record is from RefSeq and is a predicted model, not a curated record. Bases 133 to 711 code for a protein of 192 amino acids. The transcript has 3 exons. Gene Ontology annotation, biological process: endosome to lysosome transport; lysosome organization; intracellular protein transport.